CUCUCAGUCUCAGUCUCAGUCUCCCUCUCCAGCUCACUCGCUCCCCACACCACCGUACUACCAGCUCACCUCCACUCCACCGCACGCCGAGCAGAUGCCGGCCACCGUGGUGGACGCGGCCGCCAAGGGCAUCAGGCUGGAGAGACACGGGGGCGCCGCGGUGCUGCUUCGGCGCGCGGCGGGCGCCAGGCAGCUCGUGUCGGCGUCCUCCCAGCUGCUCUUCCGCGCCACCGUCCUCGCCACGCUCGCUCUCGUCGUCCUCUUCACCGUGCACUACCCGUCCCUGCUCUCCCACUCCUUCCGCCUCUCCGCUCCUUCCGCGUCGGCGUCGCCGAAGGGGUCGUCGUCGCGGUCCUCGCACCGGAGCCUGCUGGGGUCCGCGGCGUCGUACAGGGGCGCCGCGUGGGAGCGGGAGGUGCGGCGCAGCGCCACGCCGCGGCGGGAUGGGGUCAUGUCGGUGCUGGUCACGGGCGCCGCGGGAUUCGUGGGGGCGCACUGCUCGCUGGCGCUGCGUGCGCGCGGGGACGGCGUGCUCGGGCUGGACAACUUCAACUCGUACUACGACCCCUCGCUGAAGCGCGCGCGGCAGCGGCUGCUCGCGUCGCGCGGGGUGGUGGUGCUCGACGCCGACAUCAACGACGCCUCGCUGCUGGAGCGGCUCUUCGCCGCGGUGCCGUUCACGCACGUGCUGCACCUCGCCGCACAGGCCGGCGUCCGGUACGCGAUGCGCGCGCCGCAGACGUACGUCGCGUCCAACGUGGCCGGCCUGGUCAGCCUCUUCGAGGUCGCGGCCAAGCACGCCGACCCGCAGCCGGCGAUCGUGUGGGCGUCGUCCUCGUCCGUGUACGGCCUCAACACCGACGCGCCAUUCUCCGAGGAGCACCGCACGGACCGGCCCGCGUCGCUGUACGCGGCGACCAAGAAGGCCGGCGAGGCCAUCGCGCACGCGUACAACCACAUCUACGGCCUCUCCAUCACCAGCCUCCGGUUCUUCACCGUCUACGGGCCGUGGGGCCGCCCCGACAUGGCCUACUUCUUCUUCGCCCGCAGCAUCGUCGACGGCGAGCCCAUCACGCUCUUCCGCGCCGCCGACGGCACCGACGCCCGCCGCGACUUCACCUACAUCGACGACGUCGUCAAGGGCUGCCUCGGCGCGCUCGACACGGCCGGCAAGAGCACCGGCUCCAAGUCGGGCAAGAAGCGCGGGCCCGCGCCCCUCCGCGUGUACAACCUCGGGAACACCUCGCCGGUGCCCGUCACCCGCAUGGUCUCCAUCCUCGAGAAGCUCCUCGGCAAGAAGGCGCACAAGCGCGUCGUCACAAUGCCGAGCAACGGCGACGUGCCGUUCACGCACGCCAACGUCAGCCACGCCGCUCGCGACUUCGGCUACCGCCCCGCCACCUCGCUCGAGGCCGGCCUCCGGCAUUUCGUCGACUGGUUCGUGCAGUACUACAAGCUGGACACCAAAGGCGUCACCAUCCCCGCCGGCAAGCACACCAAGAGGAAAUCCAUGGCCAUGUCCGCAGCAUCGUGAGGAGCCAAGCCGCGUGUCCCCCGGCCCAGCCGUCCACCAAGUGUGUAUUCUCAUGUCCCUGGAGGCUAGCUAGCAUUGUUUUGUAACUUUGUAAGUGCUUAUUGUUUAAGCCUUACAGCUUUGUUUCUUCAUGAUGCUGCCAUGCUAGUGCUUAGCGGCAAGGGAAAGGAUCCAUGGCUAAAUUAAGCUUAAGAAAAAGUAGAAAAAAAGAUGGGGGUAUAGAUAGAUAACAGAGCAAAGCAAAGGAGCCAUGGCUGAACAAGGAUGAGGUCAUCGGCUCCCUACUAGUAUCUAAUUCUUUUUUCAUUGUCACCUGUGAAACAUGUCAAGAACUCAAGAUGCUGUGCCUGAUGUCAAUCCAAGCGGUUGCAGGCUGCCAAAACAACAUUGUUUAAGUUUUGGCGGUGGACUUGAUGCAACUUCUGCAUUUUCCCAUGGAUAUAUAAACCUGUGCAAUUUUGGGCACUGCACUUGCCCUUU
Molecule: messenger RNA, 2014 nt
Organism: Phragmites australis (common reed)
Lineage: Eukaryota; Viridiplantae; Streptophyta; Magnoliopsida; Poales; Poaceae
Product: UDP-glucuronate 4-epimerase 6-like
Exons: 1
Coding region: 95-1534 (479 amino acids)
Source: RefSeq, a predicted model, not a curated record